Pipistrellus nathusii (Nathusius's pipistrelle) is the source of this 591-nucleotide messenger RNA. The record is from the annotation of a GenBank genome assembly. Lineage: Eukaryota; Metazoa; Chordata; Mammalia; Chiroptera; Vespertilionidae.
AUGGCCGACGGUCAGAUGCCCUUCUCCUGCCACUACCCCAGCCGCCUGCGCAGGGACCCCUUCCGGGACUCGCCCCUCUCCUCCCGCCUGCUGGACGAUGGCUUUGGCAUGGACCCCUUCCCCGAUGACUUGACUGCCCCCUGGCCCGACUGGGCGAUGCCCCGGCUCUCCUCGGCCUGGCCGGGGUCCCUGCGGCCCGGCACGGUGCCCCGGGUGCCGACCGCCACGGGCAGGUUCGGGGUGCCCGCGGAUGGCAGGAGCCCCCCGCCCUUCCCCGGGGAGCCCUGGAAGGUGUGUGUCAAUGUGCACAGCUUCAAGCCGGAGGAGCUGAUGGUGAAGACCAAGGACAGAUACGUGGAGGUGUCGGGCAAACACGAAGAGAAGCAGCACGAGGGGGGCAUUGUGUCCAAGAACUUCACCAAGAAGAUCCAGCUGCCGGCAGAGGUGGAUCCAGCCACGGUGUUUGCCUCGCUGUCCCCCGAGGGCCUGCUGAUCAUCGAGGCGCCCCAGGUGCCCCCGUACUCCCCGUCCGGGGAGGGCAGCUUCGGCGGCCAGCUUCCUCAUGACGGCCAGGAAGUGCCCUGCACCUGA